Messenger RNA from Gymnogyps californianus (California condor), 1277 nucleotides. It is a transcript of the gene MRPL1, whose product is annotated as mitochondrial ribosomal protein L1. The transcript is spliced from 9 exons. The record is from RefSeq and is a predicted model, not a curated record. Lineage: Eukaryota; Metazoa; Chordata; Aves; Accipitriformes; Cathartidae. Bases 7 to 1011 code for a protein of 334 amino acids.
GGCAAGAUGGCGGCGCCCGCUGGCCGCUGCUUGUGGAGAGUAGUGGCCCAGCGUCGCGGGUGGAUCUUCCCCGGGCUCGAUCAGCGCCUCGCCGCCGCCCCCGCCUUGGUGAGCGCCGCGCUGCCCGCCCGGCCCUACGCUGCGGCAGCGAAAACUGCAAAAAAAGGUUCAAAAAAGACCAAGCAGGAAGAAACAAAAAAGAAACAAGUCACUAAGAGGUGGCCCCUGAUGAGCAAGCCUGUGGAUGAUGUAUACUUGACGUGGUAUUAUGAGCGGCCAUCGUACGAUGUGGAAGAGGCUGUGGGUAUGCUAAAGAAAUUUCAGGAACUGGACUUCACUCACCCCAAACAGUAUGUCUAUAUUAACGUGUUCCUAGAUAUGGCACUACAGAAGAAGAAAAAAGUGGAACCAUUUGCAAGCACUGUUCUUCUUCCGUAUCGCUUUACAGAUGAAACGAAUAAGGUCUUGGUUUUCACAGAGAAUGAGGAAGAAGCUGAAAUAGCUCGAGAGAAUGGAGCUGCUGUUGUGGGAGGAGUUGAAUUAAUCAAAUGGAUUUUGGAAGAUGAAAUCCAAGUGGACUUCUACGUAGCUGUUCCUGCAAUAAUGCCUAAGCUAAUACCAUUAAGGAGCAAACUAAGACGAAAAUACCCAAGCACAAAAAAAAAUUCCUUGGGCCAUGAUAUUCCCAAAAUGCUGCAACUCUUCAGAGAAGGUCUUGAGUACAUGGUAGAAGAUGAGCGUGUAAUCAAGACAAGAAUAGCAAGACUGGAUAUGCCUACUGAGCAGAUAGUUGCCAAUCUAAAAACAGUUAUCCAUGAUAUCUGCACAUUCAAGCCAUCGACUUACGGUCCUCUUGUGCAGAAGCUGGUUAUUAGAUCUUCAACCAGUGAAGGUUUGCUAUUGAACCUUGAUGGACUUCUACCUCAGGUGGAGCAAGUAGAAGAAGAAGAAGAAAAAAAUGCAGAAGAUGAUGAUGAAGAAAAACCUGUCCAAGAAUCUGUUAGUACCUGAUGUCUUUCCUUGUAGAUCCGAUGAUCAAGUUUGGAAAGCAAAUGGUGUAAUUCAAAUCAUACUUUAUGAAAAGAAAAAAUAAAUCUAACUUGUGAAUUUCACUUGUAAAUUCUGUGUAACAAGAAACAUUGUCACAAACAGGAGUCUGUUGUCAAAACUGAAGACACUUUAAAUUCCUUUUGUUGGUAGCUGAGAGCUCCUUAGUUUGUGUGGGUUUUUUCUUUACACGUAAUAGUUCUUACUUUAAUAAAAGUAUUUCUGUAACU